Messenger RNA from Eruca vesicaria subsp. sativa (arugula), 1299 nucleotides. NCBI's taxonomy places the organism in Eukaryota, Viridiplantae, Streptophyta, Magnoliopsida, Brassicales, Brassicaceae. The record is from the annotation of a GenBank genome assembly.
UCCACCACUCACUCUGUAAACGAUCAAAUCAGAACACACGAUGGAGCUUCUCUGCUCACCAGCAACAUCUCUUUCCUCCUCCUUCGCUCUCUCAUCUUCUCUUUUCGUUUCUCCGUCCUACUCCAUGCGAGGGGCAAGGACGAGGUUCAUGAUUCUCUGUAGCUCUGAGAAAUCUGAUAAGGAAGAUAAGAUGACAGUGUCAGUAACUGGAGCAACUGGAUUUAUAGGCAGACGAUUGGUUCACCGACUUCGUUCUGAUAAUCACUCUAUCCGUGUCUUAACUCGCUCCAAAUCCAAAGCUGAACUUAUAUUUCCUGCCAAGGACUUCCCAGGUAUCGUGAUUGCUGAAGAACGGGAGUGGAGAGACUGCAUUCAAGGCUCAACUGCUGUUGUCAACUUGGCAGGUCUUCCUAUUAGUACAAGAUGGUCUCCAGAGAUCAAGAAAGAGAUUAAGGACAGUCGAGUCCGUGUCACCUCUAAAGUUGUUGAGUUGAUUAAUAACUCCCCAGUGGAUGCUCGACCUACCGUUCUAGUUAGCGCCACAGCUGUUGGUUACUAUGGUACUAGUGAGACGGGAGUAUUUGAUGAGAAGAGCCCAUCAGGAAAUGAUUAUCUUUCAGAGGUUUGCAGGGAAUGGGAAGGAACAGCUCUGAAAGCGAAUAAGGAUGUAAGAGUUGCACUUAUCCGCAUUGGUGUUGUUCUGGGUAAAGAUGGUGGGGCUUUAGCCAUGAUGGUACCCUUUUUCCAAAUGUUUGCUGGAGGACCUCUGGGUACAGGACAACAAUGGUUCUCUUGGAUUCACGUGGAUGACUUGGUGAAUCUGAUCUACGAAGCCCUCACUAAACCAUCCUACCAAGGAGUGAUAAAUGGGACUGCGCCAAACCCGGUUAGGCUUGGGGAGAUGUGUCAGCAGCUAGGCAGCGUUCUUGGUCGACCGUCGUGGCUACCAGUUCCUGACUUUGCACUCAAAGCUUUACUCGGAGAAGGAGCAACUGUGGUUCUUGAAGGACAGAAGGUCUUACCUGUAAGAGCCAAAGAGCUUGGGUUUGAAUUCAAGUACAAAUACGUGAAAGAUGCACUCAGGGCCAUUAUGCAGUAAGGUGACAACACAGAUCAUCGGAUUUGGUUACAAAAAAACAGAGAUUCUUUUUUUAUUUGUUACUUUUGAGUAAAAAUUCGAGGCGAUGUAUGUAUUGUCCAAGUGUUUUCAAGUGAAAUCUCAGAACUGUAGAGAUUAUAACUCAGAAGAAGACAUGUCUUAACUCAAAUAUAUCUCCAAAUACAUAACUUAUAUUUCUC